Messenger RNA from Phacochoerus africanus (Common warthog), 743 nucleotides. It is a transcript of the gene XG, whose product is annotated as Xg glycoprotein (Xg blood group). The transcript has 6 exons. Bases 339 to 743 code for a protein of 134 amino acids. The record is from RefSeq and is a predicted model, not a curated record. Lineage: Eukaryota; Metazoa; Chordata; Mammalia; Artiodactyla; Suidae. Gene Ontology annotation, biological process: positive regulation of neutrophil extravasation; T cell extravasation; homotypic cell-cell adhesion.
GGCGCCUGUCAUCUUGCUGCACCUCCCUCGCCCGCGGGGAGCGGAGCUGCCAAGCAGGUGUGCCGGCUUCCCCAAGCCCCGGAUGCUCAUUGGCGCUGGGCGGCCGCCUGUUGCCCCAUCAUCCUGGGAGCCGGCUCCCCGGGACGGCCUUGGGCGUGCAGGCACUCGCCCCACGGGGCUCGCGGCUCUGGGGGUUGGAACUGGGCGCGGAGCCCGUUGGACUCCAGCAAGAGAGCGCAGUUUGGUUCACACUUUCCGCCUGGAGACGUUGCGGGGCGGGACGGCAGAAGUCAGAGCAUCCGCGGGAUCCUCCGAGGACGGAGGACUCAGCACGGAGGAUGGCGAGGUGGCGGGGCCUCUUCGGGCUCUCGUUCCUGUGUCUCCUGAUGCGCGGCCGAGGUCAAGGCGACUUUGAUUUGGCGGAUGCUCUCGACGACCCCGAGCCCACCAAGAAGCCGAGCUCAGGCAUCUACCCGAGGCCGAAGCCGCCCUAUCCCCCCCAGCCGGGACAUCCUGGCAACAGCGGAGACAUCUACCCGAGGCCGAAGCCGCCCUAUCCCCCCCAGCCGGGACAUCCUGGCAACAGCGGAGGGGCCAAGGGCUUCUUUCCUGUGCGGCUCCAAGGCAUUUUGAUGCCAGGCCUCCUGCAAGAUGAGUCACUGGACCAGAGCGACUCACCCAUCCUGGUGGGUGGGGGGUGGGUCGGGGGGCAAGCCCCAGGCCUGGGAGGUAACCCCUUGUGA